ACAAGUGUAUUCUUGGCUGUGGCUACUGGUUUUCAUUGGCCUAUACAUCAAUGCUAUAUAAACAACGCAUUUCUUCACGGCUUUUUUGAUGAAGAUAUCUUCAUGGAUCCUCCUGCAGGUUAUGAGGUUCCUUUGGGGAAGGUUUGCAAGUUGAAACGUUCAUUGUACGGCUUGAAGCAACCGUCUCGACCAUCGGAGGUGCUCAUUGCUGAAGUUAAGAAUUUUUUAGAUGCUACCUUCAGCAUUAAGGAUCUUGGAUACGCCAAAUACUUCCUUGGCCUCGAGAUUGCUCGCUCCACUGUUGGUACUUCAGUCACACAACACAAAUACAUUCAUGAUCUUAUCAUUGAUACUGGUCUUGAGCACUGCAAACCGGUCUCCACUCCCUUGCCACUUGGCCUAAAGCUCUCAUCACAUUCAUCUCCUCGUCUUGCUGAUUCGGAGCCAUACUGCAGGUUAGUGGAUCGUCUCCUCUACUUGGGAUUCAUUGCCCCGACAUCUCUUAUGGUUCCCAACAGUUGAGUCAAUUCCUUCACAAGCCAUGCCAAGUUCACAUGGAUGCAGUGCUCCAUCUUGUCCAUUACCUGGCCGGUUGUCCAAAAUUGGGUUUGUUUAUUCCUGCCUCUACUUCCUCCACACUCACGGCAUAUUGUAAUGCAGACUGGGGCAGCUGCGUGGAUACUCAUCAAUCUCUCAGUUGGUAUUGCAUACUUUUGGGGAAUGCUCUUAUUUCAUGGAAGACAAAAAAACAGUCAACCGUUUCUAGAUCGACGGUAGAGGCAGAGUACCGCAGUCUAGGUGCGACUGUAUGCGACCUUCAGUGGCUCUCUUAUCUCCUGAAGGAUUUUCAUGUUGCAAUCAGGACACCAAUUUCUCUAUACAGCGAUAAUCAAGCCGCUUUAAAUAUUGUUUCCAACCCCGUCUUUCACGAGUGAACGAAACAUCUGGAGAUUGAUUAUCACUUGGUGCAUGACAAAUUCAAAUCUGGUUUUAUUCUUCCUUCACACAUCUUUGGUAAGUUACAGCUAGCAGACUUGUUUACCAAGUCUGUUUCUGGUCCGUCCUUCACUACCUUCUUGCCCAAGUUGGGCUUGCUCCCUUUCACCCACGCCCAACUUGAGGGGGGGCUGUUGAAUUCUUCAAGUGCAGCUCAGUCCUCUUCCUCCAUGCCUGCAACAUCAGCAUCAUUUUCAUCCACAAACUCUGUUUCUGUUUCUGCUACUUGAAUAAAGUGUGUUUCUUCUUCUUAUGUUUUUGUUAUGUAUUUUACACCUUUUUUAGUUAGCCUAGGUGGCAGGUGACGUGGCGUCCAAUCAGUUUUUCUAUUAUUAGUUAGUUGUACAGUUUCUCUACUUCACAGACUUCUGCUUCUUGUAUUUAAGG
Messenger RNA from Sesamum indicum (sesame), 1383 nucleotides. NCBI's taxonomy places the organism in Eukaryota, Viridiplantae, Streptophyta, Magnoliopsida, Lamiales, Pedaliaceae. The record is from RefSeq and is a predicted model, not a curated record.